UUCCAUUCUUGUAUUUAAUUUCUUUUUUUUCAUCUUUUGCCUCACCAUUGUAAAUAAGUUACUUGUCAUUUUUUGUAUAUUCACUCUUUUUCAUGAUCUUAAUUUGCUCUUUCCUCUUCAAUCUACCUUCUUUUUUGUGUUUGUUUAAAGCGUAACCUUUUCGGCUGUCGUUGUCAUUCUUUUAUUCCUUCGCUCACUUUCUCUUUAUAAUGUCUGAAAACAAACCCACAGCCACAUCUACUACAUCGCGCAGAAGAGCCAUUACCACUAUCGAGACCAGUUCAACUGGCUCUCCUAAUCAAGUUCAUGAUUAUGCUCCCUACCAUACCCAUCAUCAACAACGUCAAUACCACUCAGACAUUCAUUCUGCAGAUGACCUCGCCCAUCCAUCCUCGCCGCCUACAAAUGAACGUCCUUAUAGACGGAAAAAGCGUAUUUCUGCCACAUUUGGAGGCCCAGGAUCAGUCUCUGGAUCAACCUCCGGAUCUGGGUCUUCAGAUUCAACAUUCACACUCACUUCACCGUCUUCACCAUUAACACCUUUAUUCGAGACUUUAAUACAAUCGCCACUGCCAUUAUCACCUGAGUCUCCUAAUGAUCAACUCCCUUCUCAACAUCCCUUUGACCUUCAUCCACUUAACUCUGAUUCAUUGUCUUCACGCGCACCUCGACCGCAGCAGCAGCAGCAGCAGCGGCAACAACAACAACAACAACAACAACAACAACAACAAAAACAACAUGUGGAAACCAAUCUACAAAAUACUUCUUUAGCAUUAUCGGCCGACAGCCCACUUUCCACUCCUAGUCCUCUAGAAAGCGGCACAUUCGGCAUAUACCCCCUCCCAAUGCCCUCAACCGUCCGAAAUAGCCAACAUGAGCAGCAAGAGUCGGCGCCAUUAUCGUCUGAAGAAACAGCUACCUUGCCUUCUCCAGCUUACAACAACAACAACAAUAAUCCAUCCACAGCUUCCCCAAGCCAUAGAACUCGAUUUACAUUUGGCUACGAUGAUUCAAUGGUCCAGGAUGCUCUAAAGCUCCUUCCAUCCCAUUCGCCUGCAAUUGCACAUGAAAAUGAUGAAAGCGCCCUUAAUGUGGUUGAUGCGAUCGACAAGGACGACAGUGAUAAUAACGAUAGCAAUAAUCACAGGGACAUCAGUGGUAGCGGUAUCGGUAGCCAUAGCUAUAGCCUUAGCCAUGGCUAUAGCCGUAACCGUACCCGUAGCCAUAGUCAUAGCCUUAGCCAUAGCCAUAGCCACAACCUUAGUCAUAGCCGUAAUCGCAAUCGUAGCUGCAGUAGCAGUGGCGUUAUUAUCAAAUCAACUGACAAUCGAUACCAUACAGACAUGCCAUUAUCACCAUUACCUCUUUCAUCCCCAGUUCAUACGCCACGCAUCCAUUCCACAUUCUCCAAGCACCCUGUUUCUGCCACCACGGCUGAUACUGGGCAUCACCAUCACUUCUUCCCUCCUCAUAUCAUGCCCUGGAAACGUCAAUCAUUUACAGCACCAGAUUCAUUCACCACAGCCAUCACUGGAAACUUAGAUACGAAUGUUGGUGCAAAAGCAGAAGUAAAAGCAAGUGCAAAUGCAAGUACAAGUGAAGGUGUAUCACCAGCCUUUGGAGGCAUCCAAUCUGGCAGUAGUAGCGAAGGUAGUGGAAGUCGAAGUAAUCAGUCACGUCACCAUCCUCGCAGACAAACCGUAGGCGGCGAUGGCCAAGGAAGCUCAUCAACAGUUUUUGGAGCCAAAGAUUCAACUUUCAAUCCAAGUACACCAAUAAUAGAAGUGCUAUCGCCACAGCGGAGUCGUUCACGAACAAGAAGGCGUUUGUCACUGUUCAUGAACAUGCUUCUCCCCACAAUCCCUUCGUCGUCGUCAAUAACAUUGCCACCCAUAACUGCUACCACUGCUACUACCACUGCUGCUUCUGCUGCUGCUUCCGCUGCUCCUACCACUACUGCCACCCAAUUAUCUCAGAAACCUCUUCCACCUGUCCCCAUCUCUUUUUCUUCCUCGUCAUAUUCGCCUCAAACGGCACCGAUAGCCCUUACGGACGUGACCAAGCUCACGUCACCUGCUAUUGUUUCUACAUAUCAGGCAAUGGAUUCGUCUAUGUUAGCUGCUCUUGGCUCUGGUCCCUACACUGCUCCUACCACCACGUCAGGCACGGGCAGCAAAAAACGACAACCGUUUUCUUUGACUAUCACUCAAACCAACAAAAGCAAUAGCAGCAACAGCGAUAAUAAUAACGAUCAUGGUAACCAUAAUGACAGCACCAUUAUUACCAGUAACAGCGAUAACAACAGUGUCUCUAAAUCGCCGAUCCCUAUACCACCAAUAAAGCGUUCCAAGUCUCUCCGCUUGAAGGAUUUGAUCAGUAUGUCCACAAAUAGAGGAUCAGUAUCAAAGCCAACAGCGACGCCAACCCCCGCACCGGCGCCGGCAGUGGCAUCGGCACCGACACCAGUGCCAACAUCAAUACUGGUGCCAGCAUCGGAACCUCAAUCUACGGGAUUACUCCAAACAAACCCGCUUCAAACCCAGCCACCCCUACUCAUGGAUAAUCCCAGUGAUCGCGUUCCUCCUCCUCACCAAUACGGCUUGUCGCAUCAAUACCAGCCUCAGCAGCAUAUACCCACUUCUUUUUCUUCUUCUUCCUCGUCUACUGGCCCAACACCCACUUCCCUAUCUGGCGUUUCAAAUGCAACUGUGGCUGCUUCAGGUUCAGGAUUUUAUACCGGAAGUCAAAGCAGUGCUUCGCGACCAUCUCAGGAGCCAUUAAUCAUCUCUUCAUUACAACCAGAAAAUCAACCAUCAAGUCUAGUGAGCCAAACAUUCUAUAACAACAACAACAACAACAUUAGCGUUAACAAUGGUAGCAGCAAUAACAGUAGCAGUAGCAGUAGCAAUAGCAGCUGCAGUAGUAGUAAGAUGCGAGCACAGACAACGGAUGACCUACAGAGUAGUAAUGAAGGACCUAAAGCGACUAAAAAAGCAAACAAAGGCAAAAAGCAGCAGAAGGAAAAGAUCUCGAAGAAGGAUAAGAAAAAGGAUAAGAAAGCGGAGGGGGAGGGGGACCACGAUAGCCAGAAGAAGAACAAAUGUAUCUCAUUCUCCAUAUUUCGUUCAUUUUUCAAAAAAUAAAAGAAUUCACAUAGAGAGUAAUAGAGUAAAAAAAAACACA
Molecule: messenger RNA, 3183 nt
Organism: Lobosporangium transversale
Lineage: Eukaryota; Fungi; Mortierellomycota; Mortierellomycetes; Mortierellales; Mortierellaceae
Exons: 1
Coding region: 210-3143 (977 amino acids)
Source: RefSeq, a predicted model, not a curated record